ACUAAAGUGUCCGAACUUCAGCGGUCCCGGAAACAUGUCAAAGGAUGGCCUGUCUCAGCUACUAUCAUCGUAUGGAUCAGAUGAAUCGGAAAACUCGAGCGACGAUGCGGAGGAAUUGACUGCUGUUAAAAAUAAAACAGGAUCUCAAAGCAUGAAACUUAAACUGGCCAAAACUGAAAAAGGCGGGUGCGAGAAUUGUGGCAUUACUCAAGAAGAAAGAAAGGUUUUGCCAUUACCGAAAGAAGUAUUGAACAUGUUCAGAGAAGAUCCCAUCUCAGAAGACGAAUCAGCUAAACACCAUGGAAGGAUAAGGACAUUUUCUCAUUUUCCUGGUAACUGGGCUAUGCAUGUGUUUAUUCCUUUCACAACCAACAGUUAUUUUGAGAGCCUUGUGGUAUCUGUGGUCGAAAGUUUGGCCGCUAUUAUAUCAGGCGAAGUUCACCUGACACCAUGUAAUGAGUUACAUGUUAGUGUGUCCAGAACAGUGCCAGUCAGACACUACUGGAUCGAGCCAAUUGUACAACAGCUAAAAAAUGGCCUCAGUACAGUGCAAAGUUUUAGGUCUACCUUGCAGUGCCCUGAAUUCUAUACAAAUGAUGAAAAAACAAGAUCAUUUUUAGCAUUGAAAGUAGUUGCAGGACAUAAAAAGCUGAAAGAGAUCGUUGCCAUAGUAGAUGAUAUCUUGGAAGAAUUUUCUCUUCCAGCAUUCUACAAGGAUCCAUCAUUUCAUCUAAGUAUUGCAUGGCUGCUUGGAGACAUCAGCUCUGAAAGGACAGAAGAAAUUCAAACCAAACUCCAGGAUAUUUUGGAUGCUUGCAUUUGUGAAAAAGAAGUUGCCAGGUCAUUGGUAUUGGAAGUAAAAGAAGUACACUGUAACAUAGGAAAUAAACAUUUUGUUUUUCCAUUGGAUGCCACGUGAUUAGAACAAGUAAGGACUAGGGAUCAAGAUCACAAAGAAAACUCUGCUGUUGACAAUAGGAGGAGUCUAAAGUAGCAACUCGCAUUGGUUUUUUUGUAGGAAAGAUAGACAACUUUCUGGCUUGAGAGUGGCUGGUUAGUAAGCCAUCUUAGAUUGUUAUGAAAUGCAGACUCCAACUUUUCUCUAGUUUAGGUCUUUGCAACAAUACAUGUGGUCCAGAGAGACAAAAAAAAAAGAACAUUUGAGUCAUAAGCCUUUCUAAAGUGUAAAAGAGAUAAAAGAAUAUUAAUUAGAAAAAAUACAAAAGAGGAAAAUGAUCAAUUUUCCUUAUUGUGCUGAUGCACUUACUUUCAUAAUAUUUGCAAAAACAAUAAUCAGAUGUCAUUAAGAAGUGAGAAAGAACCCUCUAGUGGAAGUGUUGUGAAAAUUUGACUGCCAGACAUUUAGACUAUUUGAGACCAGGCCGGGCUGCCAGGCAUUUGGCCUCAGCAGUUAUUAUUGGUUUUCUGUUUUUCUUUUAUGCUUUACCACCAUAGUUUCUCUUAUUCUCUCUUAUUUCUUACCACGCAACACACUAGUCACCUCC
Messenger RNA from Pocillopora verrucosa, 1505 nucleotides. Its product is annotated as U6 snRNA phosphodiesterase 1. NCBI's taxonomy places the organism in Eukaryota, Metazoa, Cnidaria, Anthozoa, Scleractinia, Pocilloporidae. Gene Ontology annotation, biological process: U6 snRNA 3'-end processing. Gene Ontology annotation, molecular function: 3'-5'-RNA exonuclease activity. Gene Ontology annotation, cellular component: nucleus. The record is from RefSeq and is a predicted model, not a curated record.